This is a messenger RNA of Punica granatum (pomegranate), 2491 nucleotides long. Lineage: Eukaryota; Viridiplantae; Streptophyta; Magnoliopsida; Myrtales; Lythraceae. The record is from RefSeq and is a predicted model, not a curated record.
AAGUUUUCCUUUGCUAUUUACCUACUUACCGUGUCUGUCUAAUGUCCCAGCUACAGGUCAAACUGUAAUUACCAUUUUGCCCCUCCUCGCCGUGCUUCCUCAACUCGUCGGAGAGACUUCACGGAGGCAGAAGAAGAAAGUGAAAAGGAGAAAAAAAGCAGAAAGCACAGAGCAGCCCAGCUCUCCACCUGAUCUCUCUCUCUCUCUCUCUUCCUUCUCUCUCUAGCUGUUCCUUCAUUUGUUGGGAACUGUCACCUGCAGCUCCUUAAUCAAGCACCCAAUUGGGAUUAAUCCCUCCAUUUUUGAUUAUUUAAUAAAAUCCCGACCUUUAAUCCCCAUCCCCCUUUUCUCUCUCGUUGUCUGCAUAUUCAGUUGCCUUGAUUUCAUAAAAAAGAUCCGAUCUUCUUCAGUCCUUCUCCCCUCCACCGCGCCGCCGACGCCAGCAUGCCAGGCCUCGUGUCCGUCAAGACCCCGCCCGACGCCCCAUCUCCCCGAAUCUCCAUUCCCGAUAACACCCAGAUCCAGACCCCCCGACCGGAGUCGGCCACCCCGCCGACGAAGCCGGCCUCCCCGCUCCCCAAGAAGCCCCCGUCCCCGUCCCCUUCCCGCUCCAAAUUCUCCCCCAGGAAGCCCCCGCCGGAGUCGCCGAUCCCGGAUCCGUCCCUUGACAAUCCAGAUCUCGGGCCUUUCCUCCUAAAGCUUGCCCGGGACGCCAUCUCCUCCGGCGAGGGACCCGCCAAGGCCCUCGACUACGCCCUCAGGGCCUCCAAGUCAUUCGAGCGGUGCGCCAUUGAUGGCGAGCCCUGCCUCGACCUCGCGAUGAGCCUCCAUGUGCUGGCGGCGAUCUACUGCAGCCUUGGCCGGUUCGAGGAGGCAGUUCCCGUCCUUGAGAGGGCCAUCCGGGUGCCCGAACCUGCCCGAGGGCCCGAUCACGCCCUCGCUGCUUUCUCAGGCCACAUGCAGCUCGGUGACACGUACUCGAUGCUCGGGCGGGUCGAUCGCUCGAUUGAAUGCUACGAAGAAGGGCUGAAGAUCCAGAUCGAGGCUCUAGGGGAGACGGAUCCUCGGGUCGGCGAGACUUGCAGGUACUUAGCUGAGGCCCAGGUUCAAGCAAUGCAGUUUGAUAAAGCCGAGGACCUUUGCAAGAAGACCCUCGAGAUCCACCGGGUCCACAGUGAGCCUGCUUCUCUUGAGGAAGCAGCCGACCGGAGGCUGAUGGCCCUGAUCUGCGAGGCCAAGGGUGACUACGAGUCAGCCCUCGAACACCUCGUCCUUGCAAGCAUGGCCAUGAUUGCUAAUGGACAGGACAACGAGGUCGCCUCCAUUGACCUCAGCAUCGGGAACAUCUAUCUCGCCCUCUGUCGCUUUGACGAGGCCGUUUUCUCGUACCAGAAGGCCCUCACGGUGUUCAAAUCCUCAAAAGGGGACAACCACCCUUCUGUGGCCUCAGUAUAUGUCCGACUUGCAGACCUUUACCAUAAAACCGGGAAGCUGAGGGAGUCGAAAUCGUAUUGUGAGAAUGCACUGAGGAUAUACUCGAAGCCCGUGCCAGGGACCACAGGAGAGGAGAUUGCAGGAGGGCUGACGGAGAUCUCGGCCAUUUAUGAGUCAGUGGACGAGCCCGAGGAGGCCCUGAAGCUGCUUCAGAAGGCCAUGAAGCUGUUGGAGGAUAAGCCUGGCCAGCAGAGCACGAUUGCGGGGAUCGAGGCCCGAAUGGGAGUGAUGUUCUACAUGAUUGGGCAGUACGAGGAGGCAAGGAGUUCCUUUGAGAGCGCUGUGGCGAAGCUUCGGGUCUGUGGGGAGAGGAAAUCAGCCUUCUUCGGCGUUGUAUUGAACCAGAUGGGGUUGGCCUGCGUUCAGUUGUUUAAGAUAGACGAGGCUGCAGAGUUGUUCGAGGAAGCAAGGAGUAUACUUGAGCAGGAGUGUGGGCCUUGUCAUCAGGAUACUCUUGGAGUGUAUAGUAAUCUUGCGGCGACUUAUGAUGCUAUGGGGAGAGUUGAGGAUGCUAUCGAGAUCCUGGAGUAUGUCCUCAAACUGAGAGAGGAAAAGCUCGGAAUAGCAAAUCCCGACUUCGAGGACGAGAAGAGCAGGCUAGCAGAGCUGCUCAAGGAGGCGGGCAGGGCCCGCAACAGGAAAGCCAAGUCCCUCGAAAACCUCAUCGAUCCCAACUCUUCGAAGAGGACCAAGAAAGAGGUGACGAAGAGGUGGCCCGGGUUGGGUUUUAGGAUCUGAGUAAACGGAGACCACUAAUCUUCUCUAAAUAUAUAUUUGUCUACUCAUUUGCAUCAUGUAACAUAGAAGAUCCUGUAUAGAGCUAUUGUUGUUGUUCCACAAGGUUUUUCCUUUUGUGUUUUUUCGGGGUUCGGAUGCUUUUGAUUUCUUUUUUUGCUUCAUUUUUAUUACUCUUUAUUAUUUGUGGAGACCGAACGAUGAUGUUUGUGCUGGGAAGUAAGGAGAAAAAUCGUUAAUUGAUUGAAAUUGUGUUGAGGCU